Molecule: messenger RNA, 2470 nt
Organism: Tympanuchus pallidicinctus (lesser prairie-chicken)
Lineage: Eukaryota; Metazoa; Chordata; Aves; Galliformes; Phasianidae
Gene: SNX33
Product: sorting nexin 33
Exons: 2
Coding region: 232-1896 (554 amino acids)
Biological process (GO): intracellular protein transport; endocytosis; mitotic cytokinesis
Cellular component (GO): cytoplasmic vesicle; plasma membrane
Molecular function (GO): phosphatidylinositol binding; protein binding
Source: RefSeq, a predicted model, not a curated record
GCGGGCGGCAAACUUCCAGAGAGACGUAAAUACGUCCAUCGGCGACCCCGCCGAUUAGCCGACGGGAGCCCGGAGCGGCGCGGCGGCAUGGGGCCGGCACGGCGCUCCCCCGGGCCCCGCGGUCCCGCUCCGGGGAUGCCGCCCGCCUGCGGGGCGCGGGCCCCGCUGCAGUGAGCCGGGCGCGGGGCCGCGACGCAGCGCUGCCGCUCCGCACGGCGGGGAGGCCGUGCCAUGGCGCUGCGGGGCAGGGCGCUGUACAACUUCCAGAGCGAAAACAAGGAGGAGAUCAGCAUCCAGGAGAACGAGGAGCUCGUGGUGUUCAGCGAGCGCUCGCUGGACGGCUGGCUGCAGGGCCGGAACAGCCGCGGCGAGACCGGCCUCUUCCCGGCCUCCUACGUGGAGAUCGUGCGCCCUCGCGCCGGCUCCGGGCACGCCGAGGGCUCCGGCAGCCCCGCCGGCUCGCCCGGCCACCUGCACGGCUUCAGCGCGGCGCCCGCCGGCCUCUCGUCCCACGGCAGCUUCGAGGAUGACGACGACGACGAUUGGGAUGACUGGGACGACUCGUGCACGGUGGUGGAGGAGCCCCGCGGCGCUGCCGGCACCAACGGGCACCCGGCGGCGGGACCGGAGCCCUACGGAGCGCCCCGUGCCAAGCCGACGCUGGAGAGGCAGGACAGCGUGGGCUCCUCCAAGAGGGGCAGCGUGGUGGGCAGGAACCUCAACCGCUUCUCCUGCUUCGUGCGCUCGGGCGUGGAGGCCUUCAUCCUUGGCGACGUGCCCCUCAUGUCCAAGAUCGCCGAGGCUUACAGCAUCGAGAUGGGCUGCAAGGGCCCGCAGUGGCGAGCCAACCCGCACCCCUUCAUCUGCUCCGUGGAGGAUCCCACCAAGCAGACCAAAUUUAAGGGCAUCAAGAGCUACAUCUCCUACAAGCUGACCCCCAGCAACUUCAACUCGCCCGUGUACCGGCGCUACAAGCACUUUGACUGGCUCUACAACCGCCUGCUGCACAAGUUCACCAUCAUCUCGGUGCCCCACCUGCCCGAGAAGCAGGCCACGGGGCGCUUCGAGGAGGACUUCAUCGAGAAGCGCAAGCGGCGCCUGAUCCUGUGGAUGGAGCACAUGACGAGCCACCCCGUCCUGUCGCAGUACGAGGGCUUCCAGCACUUCCUCCGCUGCCGCGAUGAGAAGCAGUGGAAGCUGGGCAAGAGGCGAGCUGAGAAGGACGAGAUGGUGGGCGCCAGCUUCCUGCUCACCAUCCAGAUCCCCACCGAGCACCAGGACCUGCAGGACGUGGAGGACCGCGUGGACGCCUUCAAGGCCUUCAGCAAGAAGAUGGACGACAGCGUCCUGCAGCUGACCAACGUGGCCUCCGAGCUGGUGCGCAAACACGUGGGGGGGUUCCGCAAGGAGUUCCAGAAGCUGGGCAAUGCCUUCCAAGCCAUCAGCUACUCCUUCCAGAUGGACCCCCCCUACAGCUUAGAUGCCCUCAACAAUGCCAUCUCCCACACGGGCAAGACGUACGAGGCUGUGGGGGAGAUGUUUGCGGAGCAGCCCAAGAAUGACCUCUUCCUCAUGCUGGACACUCUCUCUUUGUAUCAAGGGCUCCUUUCCAACUUUCCAGACAUCAUCCACCUCCAGAAAGGAGCCUUUGCAAAGGUGAAGGAGAGCCAGCGGAUGAGCGACGAGGGCCGGAUGGACCAGGAGGAGGCGGAUGGGAUUCGCAAGCGCUGCCGCGUGGUGGGCUUCGCCCUGCAGGCUGAGAUGAACCACUUCCACGAGCGGCGCGUGGCCGACUUCAAGAGGAUGAUGCAGUCCUACCUGAAGCAGCAGAUCAUCUUCUACCAGCGUGUCAGCCAGCAGCUGGAGAAGACGCUGCGCAUGUAUGACAACCUCUAACACACCUGCCUGCCGCCUGUCCCGCAUCGCACCGCUUCCAGCCACGGCCUCGCAGAGCAUCUCUGCUUGGCAGGGCUGAGAACGGGUGGGAACUCGUGACGCUAGUGACCAAAUACCUUUGGGCUUUCCUCCAGCCUGGCUGCAGGACUGUGGUGAGGACGUGUGUGCUCGCAGGGGACAGAUGGACACGUGUGCCUGUGGCACCAGCCUGUGGUUUUUAGCUUUCCAAAAACCCGUCCUCAUGAAGCACUGUGGCUCACUGGGAGGAGAAAUCCAAGCGGUCGACAUUUUGCACAAUGAAAGUUUUUCUGAUGGGAAAGAAAACACAAAAAGGUCUUUAUUUGGAAGAGGUUUUUUUUUUUUUUUUCUUUUCCCCCCCUUCCCCCCCCCCCCCAGUAUUUUCCAUUUUUCGCAAAUGUUUCUGCAGCAUUUUUACCAGUUUUUAAAUAGACGCAGGCCAACGGAAAUCUCUUUUCUCAAGCACUGCUGUUGACUGGAAAAAAGGAUAUAAAAAACAAAAACAAAAAAAACCAAGCCAGCCCACAGCGUUUUCAAUAAAAAACGUCAGUAGAAA